Messenger RNA from Suillus plorans, 3138 nucleotides. RefSeq lists its product as uncharacterized. The coding region runs from base 1 to 3138 and encodes 1045 amino acids. NCBI's taxonomy places the organism in Eukaryota, Fungi, Basidiomycota, Agaricomycetes, Boletales, Suillaceae. The transcript is spliced from 16 exons. The record is from RefSeq and is a predicted model, not a curated record.
AUGAAUGGCACAAAUGGGGCAAAUGGGGCGGAAAGUCGAAGUCCGAGAUGUCCUCCUUAUUCCACUGCCGUCGAGAGUGUCAGGCAGUCAGAGAGUGCCAUGGUAUUGAAUGCUGGUGGACAGUCAGAUAAGGACGCUAACAGCGAUGUCUUGUCCCUGUCAUCAACUUAUGUUGAGCGUAAACUAUCUCUUUCUGAACUGGACGUUCCACAGGGUGCGGGAAUCAAUCCCAUUCAGUCUGCAUGCAAGCACCAGUCCUCAGAGACUAACGUAGCUUCGGAUGACGAGCUCUAUAGGCAUCGCGAGUGCACAGACUCAUCUGUCAUCGUCUGUUCACCCGUGACAUACGAGAAAAACGAUACGUCAACCAGAGCCAUCACAGUGGAGAGCACACAGAAGACAAGUCCAGUAUUUCGAAACUUAUCUUUCAUUCAAAGUACAUCGACGAUAGCCGAGAGCACCUCUCUGACUUCUGAUAGACACGAGGAACUCCACGAUCAAGACGUAGCCAGCGACAAUCCUAGUCAAAUCUCCCCCACUCCGAAACUUGAGGGUGAGAUGGUGGAUGUAUCCACAGAUCGCAAGCGCCAAAUUGAGGAGGGGAGAGAAGACUAUCAUGAUCAAGGGACAGAAAGCGAGGUCAAGCAAAAUCUCACAUCCUAUUCCCGUACUGUCAGGAUUAUCGAAGGAAACACGUCGAAGUCCGCCAUAUUAGACGAUGACAAGAGGAUAAAUGAGAGCGCCGACGGCGUUGCAUUGUCCCUAUCCUCUGUCAAUCCUGGGUCCAAAGUGUCUCCUUCCGAACCGGAUGUUCCGCGGGACUCGGGGACUAAUCAUAUCGAAUUUGGAUACGAACAUCGGUCUUUGGACCUCAACAUAGCUUCAAAUAAUUCCAACCAUGAUUCGACUGAGAGCAGUGACGGGCACAUCCAAAGGCAGAGUCGUGAAGACGUAGACUCCUCUGUGCUGGUCCAAUUGUCCUUAGUAACUGCGGAGAACAUUGAAGCACCAGCAUCAGCCCCACGCAGAGCUCUCGAGAGCACGCAGAAGUCGAUUCUGGUAUACAAUGAUCUUGGGAACUCAUCGUUGUCUCAAGGCAUGUGGAUGAUGGGUCAGAUUUCUUUGGUAAUUGACCUAAAAGGCGGAUCCUGUGGUCAAUUUGUUGUAGGCGCGAAUCUAUCUACUCAAAGCUUCUCUACUGCGAAUGUUUAUGUCGAGCACGACAGAGUGCCUGUAUCGACAAAUUGUAUGCCCCAAGAUUUGGAGGGCAGAGGAGGUUAUCAUGCACGGGAGGUGGAGAGUCAGGUGACGUUCAAUUCGGAAUCAUAUUCCAGUGCCGUCGAGAGUGUCAGGCAAUCAGAGAGUGCCAUGGUAUUGGACGCUGGUGGCCGAUCAGAUGAGGACGCUGACAGUAACGUUUCAUCCCUGCCAUCAACUUAUGCUGAGCGUAAGCUGUCUUCUUCUGAAUCGGCCCUCCCACAAGAUGCGGGAAUCAACGUCAUUCAGUCUGCAUACGAGUACCACUCCUCAGAUAUCGAUGUAGCUUCAGCGACUUCCGUGCAAACCUUGGGCCAUCGCGCAAUUGAGAACAGAGUCGAGAGUUCUCUGGUCACUAUACAAGAAGGACCUUGCUUUCAAUAUGCGGCGAUAGACGAACCUUGUCAACAUUCAUCCGCUCCGAAAAUUGACAGCAACGAACCAUCAGAGUGCGUGCACCAGGCUGUGGAGAGCAAAGGCGACUGUCAUGAACUGGAGACGGAAAGCAAGUUCAGCCUCAGCUUGACAGCAGAUUCCCAUUCUGUCGGGAUUAACACCAAUGUCCCUGUGUUUCCUUUGUCCCAAAUGACCAAGCUGUCUCCUUCUGACCCGGGCAUCCCACAGGAUGCGGAAGCCGAUCUUAUACAGUCUGGAUGUAAGCACAAGUCUUCCACUGGGGUUGACGCAGCUUCAAUUGACCUUGUGCAGACCUCAAACUAUGAGUACUCAACUGAAAUCCAAGGGUACCGAUGUAGAGACUCGCGCCUCUCGAUGCCGGAUAUGCGGCCUUCUUACCCAUUUAAUUCCCUAUCUGUAUCAGCUCACAUCCUAAGGACCAGUCAUUCGCGCUCUCGCGCGCGCGCCCUACAUACGCGCCUCACUCGCACAUCGCACACGCACGCGCGCCCUUCGCGUGCGCGCUCCAUAGGCCUUCGCGCUCCUACCGACUCCUCUCCUUCAUCGUUCAAGCGCGCGCCCGCUUACGCGCGUACCCUCCGCAUCUCUCGCUCACGCGCGCAUUACUUUCCCGCGUCUACCAGCGCCCGUCUAGUUGACAUAGUUUCCCUCCACCUUAUUCGCGAGGAACUUCUCUCAGUAGCUGUCCUUUGGGUCGAGUUGUAUUCUCGUAUCCAGAUUCCUCACCUUCACCGAUCAGCUCAGCUCAGCUAUUCUCUUGUAAACAAUUCAAAUUCACCACCAUCCAUCAACAAAGCAGUUGAGAAUAUGCAGGAGUCGAGUUCGGUCAAUGGAAUUUUGAAACCUCUGACAUCGACGACAUAUCAGAGUCAUUCUCUUGUCACUAGCACACACGAAGAAUCUUGUGGUCAAGAUAUGACCAAGGACCAGCCUAAUCAAGGUUCACCCUCCCCAAAAUAUGAGGCUGGCGAAGAGGGUGUAACAGCAGAUCGCAUGCAACAGGCCAUCAUAGAGUUGAGAUGUGAGUCCCAGUCUGAUGUCAACGAGGUUUCAAAGACUUUCGAAUCGGAGCACACCUGGAGUUAUCACUCGCCUGUGAACAGUGAAUGGCGCAGCCAACGACAGGCAGAGGAGACUAUCAUGCACGGGAGGUGGAGAGUGAGGUUACGCUCAAAAAACCCGAAGCCUUAUUUCAGUGCCGUCGAGAGUGCCAUAGUAUCCAACGCUGGUGGUCGAUCAGAUGAGGAUGCUAAGAGCGACAUCUCAUCCCUGUCAUCAACUUACACUGAGCGCAAGCUGUCUCUUUCUGAACCAGGUGUUCCACAGGAUGCGGGAAUCAAUCUCACUGCACGCGAGCACCAGACCUCAGAUAUCAACUUAGCUCCAGCGACUUUCGUCCAGACCUCGAGCCAUCGCUCGAUCGAGAACAGUGUUCAGAGUUCUCCCGUCACUAUACAAGAAUGA